UAUGCCCUGACCCGACUGUCGAUUUACAGUUGCCCGAAUCUCUACAAAGGAUCAACAGAGAUACUAGAAUCAUGCUUGUCCACAGGACCUGGCUAUUUACCUUUGGGAUGGUGCUGUUGAAUGUCCAUCUUACUUGCGCAUACCAGAUAUUGCAUCCUUUCGGCAAGCCGGGGAUACAGCCCCUGGUGCUGAACAUCACAGCGGACCCAAACACCAAGAGGGCGUUCUACUACGCCAGGUUCAUCGGUCCUCCGGACACAAAGGCGAUGUUUGAUGGAACAUUCAGGAAAGUAUCAACUUCAAGAAUAUUCUCUGAGUUCGAAGCUGUGGCCAUAUUUUCUUUAAGAACAACGACGAAUCGCAGGAUUGUUUUGACGUCUCCUUUCACGACCGAUCUCCUAUGGUUAGAAUAUGACGUAAAUCAAAGUAUAUAUCAAACCGAGUUCGACAGAAUCCCGUGCGAGUUCGAGGUCAAGAAAUCCCAGGAUUACGGAGCAGGCAUUGUCCAGUACUCGGUCAGAGCGGAAAACUGCGAUGUUGAUAAUCGGUACGACAGCAACAAGUCAAUCACGACUCUUUUAACGCAGAUUAAAAAAUCCGGGGAAAAGGUGAUGUACAGUUUAAAUAACUCCUUUUUUACUCCAACUCCUCCAGAUUACAUUUUUGACUACUGUAAUAUGACGGGCGGCAGCACGGGAUCCGGGUUUCACGGCACCAUGACUAUGAACAUAAAGAAAAUGGCGACCGAUGAUGUUGAGGUCAGGCCCCCGAUGUUCUUUAAUCUCAAUGUCAGGGAUAAGCCGCUUCAAGCGCUGGCGUGGGGGUUCAUGUAUAUAACCAUAUGAUGAACGAAAUAACAUGGAAAGAAAGCAUUCUUAAAAACGCAGAAAGUAUUAUGCACGUACUUUUGUUAAGAAAUGUACACAGUUAAGAUGGUUAAUUAUCUAUUCCAAGUACUUUUUUGAGUGGAAUAAACAAGAUUUGUUACAUGCAUCUAAUUUGGAUUUUUUAUUUUUGGUUUAAGUAGACAGAUAUAUUACGGCUUAUUUCAUAAUUUUAUGCUAUAAUAGCAUUACCAAAUGUAUUCAGAGUAUUCCCAAGAAAUGUUUAGUGGAUCUGAGAAUAUUUUCAUAUUUCAAAACUUAAAAAACAGGGAAGACAACAGACUUAAUAACGAUCACUCUAUAUCUCUAUAAUCUUCAAUUCAUAAAAAUAACAUUAUGAAAAGUAAAAGAAAUUGAAAUCUUACGUCAAUUCAUUUAAUUUUGCAUAAAAAUGUAAUAUACAUUUAUACAUAAUUCAGAUCAACAAACUACACAUUGUAAAAUAGCACUUCAUGCACUGGAUUUAACGAUGCCAACUGCCAUCAAAGUUAACCAGAUGGCAAACGCUGGCAAUUAAGGUACAAAACCCCACCAACAAAGGGGGCUAACUCUUGCAAUUUCAAUACAACAUUUGUUACAAACAGUUGAAAUAUAUAAGUACAUGUACCUUUAGAGGUUACAGAUUAAUUUUUACUGUCUUUUAAACAUUGUUACAACUAUGUACCAUAAUUAAAUUAAAUCUCUGUAUCACUUGUUUCAUACACAACAACUUACAACACUGCAAGAAUGCAAUGAAACAAUUUUCUUAAUGUCUAAACAAAAUAAUAUUCUUAACACAACAUAUAUGAGUAUUUUCAAAGUACAUCUUCAUAACUUUUACUGUAUGGAAUGUAGGCAUGUUUGUUGCAAUACAGUAUCAUGCAGAAGUAACAAGACAUAAUAUUAAUUCUGUUCAGGAAAUUUAAGGUCAUAAUUACUGUUGUAUACAGCAAAACUCGGUUAUAAGGAAGUCACUGGGACCUAAGAAAUUACUUCGUUAUAUCCGUAAUUCGUUAUAACUGUAUUAGAAAUUCAUUAAAUUUACAUAGCUGGGGAUCCAAGAUGACUUCGCUAUAUCCAUAAAUUCGCAAUAUCCGUGUUCAUACUAAACGAGUUUUACUGUACACUCAAUGUAUGCAUAGGGACAUUAUUUCUUUAUCUGUUGCAAAGCCAAUAGUGACAAAAUAUAAUUCUGAUUUCUUUGCUUUGGUAUGAGUACAGUAUAUAUUCAGUAUAGCUAUAAAGCAGUUUUACCUACAAAUGAUGUUUUUCAUUAUAAACAGGAAUAGAGGCCCACACCUUUAAUAUAGAGCUUAAGACAACAAAUAAAACUUAAGAUUCGAUAAACUAUGUGUAUUUGUACAGAAAAAAGAUGAAAGACCAGUCAAUUGUGAAACGUUUACAUUACCUACAUUUGAAAUUCAUUGCUGACGGAUAGAUGAUGUUAUAUUAAUCACAAGACUAAUUUUUUGUUCAUAUACUGCGUAAUAUCUAAGUGCAUGUACUGGUUAUUGGCAAGCAUUAGAUAGGACUGGUGCAUUUGUUUGCGAAUCUUUUAACACUUUGUUGACACAAACACUAAUAAUUGCAAUCUGUACACAUAAAGCUAAAAUAUAUGGGUGAAAUAGCUCCCUGUUAUAAAAUACUACAACCUUUCAAAAAUUACACAAAUGAAAACAGAGUGACACUUUUAAAAAUUAAAACGUUCACAUUGGUUUAAUCUCCAAUACUGAGAAGACAAAAAUGGAUCCGGAUCAUCUUAAAAAAAGAACUACCAACCAAAAUUCUGAAAUCAUUUUGGUUCUGAUAAAUGGCUCAUUUCAUUGUGACAUUUUAUUCACUAAAAUAUACCUAAGCCUGUUUUCUGCAAUGAUACAAAUAGUAACCAUUGACGAAAAUAUGUCUCUGUAAACCAUUGGUUUUGACUACCCUCAACAUGGAAUCCCCCCCCCCCCCC
Messenger RNA from Magallana angulata, 2820 nucleotides. RefSeq lists its product as uncharacterized. Lineage: Eukaryota; Metazoa; Mollusca; Bivalvia; Ostreida; Ostreidae. The record is from RefSeq and is a predicted model, not a curated record. The coding region runs from base 72 to 845 and encodes 257 amino acids. The transcript has 3 exons.